AUGGACAGGUACAGAGUCGCGCCGCGGCCUGUCUACCUCUCCUCCGCCGGUAGCGAUGGCGCCGGCGCCCUUCCUCUACGGCCGCGCGGUCCUGCCGGGGUGUCGGGGCGCCGGGCCGGCGGCGCCGAGCUCGACAUCUUCUCGGCCGAGCGCUACUUCAACGCGGACGACGUCGUCAAGAACAAGUGCGGGGAUCCCGCCGUCGCCGCGGAGGAGGAGGAGGAGCGGCCGCAGGACGUGGCCAGCCAGAGCGGCCGCACCAUGGCGUCGUCGGAGGCGAGCUGGAACAGCCGCUCCGGGCUGCUCUCCAGCCACGCCGCCCAGUUCGCCGCCGCUGUGGGUAAGGUGCAGAGCGGUGGUGGUGCCAGUGCCACCGCCGGCGCCAAUGCCGUCCCUGCCGCAAGUGGUCACCGCGGCAAGAAGCCUGGCUCCGGCCAGCGAGGGGGGCUGUUCUCUCGGGAUUGCCCCUGCGCCGGCAGGAAGGCGGUCACCGUCGACGUCGCCUCCGAGCCGAGGAGCCCGGUGACGCCGAGAACCCACGCGAGGUUUGACAACAGCCAUGUCGUCGCGGACAGCACGAUCUUUAAAGCGAAAGCGCCGCCGCCUCCAUGCGAGGAGGAGCCCGUCAAGAUGAAGAUAUCUCCGGGGAGCAGCGCGUUUCGUCCUCCUCUCGCUAACAAUAUCUUCUCGGCGGCGCCGAACAGGGGCUCCGGAGGGCCUCCGUUCUCCGCUUUCCCGGUGCCAGACAUUGGCCGCGGCGUCGUGAGCUCCGGCGGCUUCACGUUCCCGGUGGCCGUCGGCGGGACGAAGGUGGUGAACAGCAUUGUCUACGACCCGCCGCGCGAGUCCCUGGAGGUGUUCCGUCCCAUCGACGAGGAGUCGGUGCUCGCCGACCCACCAGCCGAUCACCUGGCGGCGGUGGGUCGAGGAGGAGGAGGAGGCCUCGCCGCCGGCUUGGCGCGCGCCCCGGGGGUGGCCGCGGUGACGGACGAGGAGGCGAUGAGCGACGCAAGCUCGGACCUGUUCGACCUCGAGAGCUUCGCGGCGUCCUCGUCGUACCCGACCACGUACCGCGGGCGCGGCAGCCGGCGCAACUCGCGGGAGGACGACGACGACCUGCCGUACGGUGCCGCCGCCGUCGAGCCGGCCAUGAGCGAGUGCAUGUACGCGCCGAGCGAGGUAAGCGUGGUCUGGAGCGUCGCGACGGCGGAGGGCGGCGCCUUCGACGCGGCCAGCAUGGCCAACUUCUCCAGCGCGGCGUCCGCAUGCUGCGUCGAGGAGUUCAGCUUCGUCCCGGCCGCCGCCGCCGGCCAAGAAGGCUUCACCGCAGCCAUGUCCCGCAGCGCCGGCCGCAAGAAAGGCGGCGGCGGAGGGUUCUUGAACAGCUGCCGGUGCGAGAAGGCAGUCAGCGUCGGGCCAACCCCCGUCCGGGUGGUCCGGCCGCCGGGGGCGGCCGGCCCGGAGGUGACCGUCAAGGCCAGCGGCGCGGCGGAACGGCUUCGCCACGGCGGCGUCCACAUGCCGGUCAGGACGUGA
Molecule: messenger RNA, 1536 nt
Organism: Oryza brachyantha (malo sina)
Lineage: Eukaryota; Viridiplantae; Streptophyta; Magnoliopsida; Poales; Poaceae
Product: protein PHYTOCHROME KINASE SUBSTRATE 4
Exons: 1
Coding region: 1-1536 (511 amino acids)
Biological process (GO): phototropism
Source: RefSeq, a predicted model, not a curated record